Pipra filicauda (Wire-tailed manakin) is the source of this 3899-nucleotide messenger RNA. It is a transcript of the gene GMNN, whose product is annotated as geminin DNA replication inhibitor. The record is from RefSeq and is a predicted model, not a curated record. Lineage: Eukaryota; Metazoa; Chordata; Aves; Passeriformes; Pipridae. Gene Ontology annotation, biological process: negative regulation of DNA replication; negative regulation of cell cycle. The transcript is spliced from 7 exons. The coding region runs from base 2914 to 3609 and encodes 231 amino acids. Gene Ontology annotation, cellular component: nucleus.
UCUCCGACAAAUGACUGUUCCCGAAAUUCCCCCUGUCCCAAAUUCCGUCACCUUAAGGGAAUACCUAAAUUUGUUUCAGCCUUAAGCGUGGUGAUAUUAUGGGUAAAUAAGUCUUGUAGUGGCACAUCUUGUGUAAUUUAAUCCGUCGCACGCAUGCAAAGUAAAACUGUAAGUAAAACAAAUAUAAAAGUCCAACGAAGCUGAAGUAUUCGAAACUGAAAUGGCAAUGGGCUCAUCCCCAGCACUGAUCUUGCCCACGCACAGCCCAGCCCGUGUGUGACGGUCCAUGUUUCUCUGUGGUGGAUGUAGCGCUUCCCAAGGAAGCUGGUUAGGGUUUAUAAAUAAGUAAUUGCUGUUCCACAGACGCAAACCCAAUCCUUUGAGAGAAUUAAGCAUUUUUAUUUCUGCACUACAAGGACAGCCUGGAAUGGAAGCGAUGGAAGCGAAGCAAGGACACAAAUUGCUGUGACCUAUGUUCUCCCUGUCGGAAGGCCCAGGGCAAGCAGGGAGAACUGCCAUCUCAGCACUGGGCCUGAGUGCCUGCUGGCCCACCCUUCAUGCCUUCCUUCAGGCGUGCCAGGGAAAGCCUCGCUGUCCAACAUUACCCAGACUGGAGGCGCCGGGGAGCCAAAGGGGUGGUGACUUGCUGGUAUGUGGCUGCAGUGAGGCGCGGGCUGCCAAGGUGGGUGAAGGCAUCUCCCCCCCCUUUCCCUGGAAGCUGGUGCCUGUGAGUCACUGGAAUAGCAACGAUAUUACAAAGAUUACGGGCAGAAGACAAGUGCGGGCACUGUUCUCUCUCAUUUGAUUGUGUUUCAAAGCCCAUGCGGCAUUGGUGAUGGCACUCUUCAGUAACUCCAACAGAUUUCAGUCUUUGUUCCCCCAGUCUCUGCUCUUACUUGUCUCUGCUGGUUCCCCUUGUUCUCUCCUGACCUUCUUAUUAGUUAUUUCCCUAUAGCACACCUUUCCUUUACACACCUCCCCUGCAACACCUUUCUCUUGCCCAUCUUGUAGGCAGCAGCUGCGUUUCAGUCCUUGGACCUUAUUGUCUUUCCCCUGGCAUUAGUCAGGCCCUCUGAUGUGAACACUCUGUCUUGUCUUCCCUGACACGGGCAUUGCCCACAACAUUCCUCUGUUGUUUGAACAAGAACAGAGUAGAAACAGAUCAUUUUUACCUACUUACAGAUUGCUUUUCGCUCCUAAUGGCAAUGCCUAUUGAAAAUAAUCCUUUAUUUGGAGGUAAAAAAGCAGGGCAGCUAAAUAGGAAGAUUACAUUAGCUCUGCACUGUUUGGGCUAUUUCAAAAUGCCAGAGUUUUUUAACUAUAACAUCAGUCUGUCCUUAACAAGAGCUGCGUUUAGAUAACUGCUUUUCCAGCCAGUUUUUUCCAGUUUUGUUUUCCACACUGCCCCGUACGACAUUUUGUGCUGCAGUCUUAUGCCCACUGCUAUUUUAAGCCGUGACUCACACUUGGCCUGUGACCCUCUUUGUGCCGGCACAGCGGAUGCAAAGAAAGCUCGGCACAGCAGUGCUGCUUGACGUGGGGAUUGCCCCAGCACAGAAAGCCCUCAGAGGGAACUGGCACCUUGCCUGCCUGCGGAGGAGAAAGGAAGGAGUUUUCUUCCAGCCCAGUAACUCCAGCUGCCCUUUCGAGUGCAGGGAUGCAGUCACAAGGGAUCAGGCAGCUGCCCAGCCCCAGGUUGAAGAAUGCAUCCAAAAAAUUUUGUCAAAUGUAGUGCUGGCAGGAGAACAGUUUUUCUUCUGGAGGACUUUCUAGAAGAGCUAUGAGGAGAGGAAUAUGUAUACUUAGAAUAUAUAUAUAUAUGCAUAUAUAUAUAUAGAGAGAGAGAGGAAACAGGAGAUCAAGUACAAAAUAUUACGUGUUAAGCAGCCACCAGCUGUCUUCUGCAAACUCAGGCUGCUCAAAUCCUUCCACAACCUUUCAGAAGGGGAUGACGAGUGGAAAUCACUGCAGGUUCCUUCUGUAAAGAUUGCUUCUCCUCCUAAUAUAGUCAACUACCUCUCUUACCAAGCUCAGUAAAGAUUUUUUUUUUGCUCAUUGGCUGUUAAAGGUAUCCUGACAAUGUUUACAUAAAUGAGUACUUCAACCAACCCAAGUAUGUUUAUUAUACAUAUAUGUGCAGAAAUAUUUGCCAUUAAAGCAAUGAGUAAUAGCUGAGUCUUGUCCUACUUUUAUAUAGUUGUGCUUCUUUUCCUCCAUCACACACAAUGAUGAAGCUCAUAUGAUAGAAAAAUAUCAUCAUUUCUAUUUAAACAUAUUAAGUAACAUCUUGUACUGAAUGGAGAGCUAAGGCUUAGCAAAAUAAAUAUUUGUAUGCUAUUGAUCCAUAAUUCUCUUGACUAGAUAACUGUAUAUUAUUGUUAUGCUUCUGACUUGGUUAUGCAAUGUUGUAGCAUUUAUAAGACAAGCUUGUGGGCCUGAAAGCUGGUGUGUAUUUUGCAAUUAUAACACUUUGUCUAAUGACAGACUGCCUCUCUUCAAAUCUAAUUUAAUAUAAUAUAAGAUCUAUUGCUAAGAAGAGAGGAAUGUGCAUGGUAUACAGAACAAACCUGACAAGUAGGUUGUGGCAAUAGAUGCAAAAUACGUAAUAGUUCUUUUUGUUUAGGCUUCAAUCCCAUUAGCACAGUAAAAAUAGUGUUUCUUGUGCAUGUUAAAUCCAGGCUGAGCAAAACAGUCAGUAGAGCGGGUCAGCUUCUGCUUGGUUAGCACAGCACAGACAAAUCAGCUGGUGUCCUUGAGGCUUUCCCUCAGAGUGAGGACAGUACCAUACCAAGUAGCUGCAGUCCUGUAGUCUUUGAGGAGUCAGAUGCAUACAGACCUUUAAGGAUUUGGGUCUCAGCAGUGGGGGGUGAUACUGUCCAGCUGUCAUCCUGGAGAAAUACAGAAUCAAGCAGCAUGGGCAACAUUCCGUGUGAAGUUGAUCCUAUGCAUUCCAAAAUGAAACAGAAACUGCCUGCAGAAAAAUCAUCAGAAUCUCUGCAGAAAUACCUCACAGAUACCACAUGCACUGCUUCCCCAAGACGGACUCUUAAAAUGAUUCAGCCUUCAGCAGCAGGUAGCCUGGUUGGCAGAUACAAUGAGAAAUCUUCAGUCAAAAGGAAACUCUGGAAUAACAAGUUUGCCUCAAAGGCUUGUAAUGCUGAGGUGUCUGUGGACAAGGAGCAAGAAAAUGAGGAUGGUGUCAUUCAAGCUGUAGAUCUCAUGAUGAAAGGAAGUCCUUCACCUCAGUAUUGGAAAGAAGUGGCUGAAGAAAGGAGGAAGGCUCUGUAUGAAGUGCUUCAAGAAAAUGAAAAGUUGCACAAAGAAAUCGAACAGAAGGAUGGUGAAAUUGCCCGCCUAAAAGAAGAAAAUGAAGAACUCAUGUCCCUUGCUGAACAUGUGCAUUACAUGACCAGUGUGAUUGAGAGGCUAACUGGUCAAGGACCUGAGAAUCUUGAGACACUGGAGAAUCUGACUCUGGAGGAAUCUAGACGAAAAAAUGAAGAGCAUAACUGUGGAGAUGAGGAAGGGCUGUCACAAGUAUCAUCUGGCUUAGGGGAGAAUAGAUCAGAUCUUGCUUCAAAGGAAGAAAACCAUUUGCAACUGGAAUGACAGCUUUUAAAUAGGCUUAUGUAUGUGGCUUUUAAUUGCAGACUUCCUCUUAAAAGGAUAUACUACACCUUCUCAGGUAUAGACACUCUUGUGGAAGUGUUACAGAUGUUGGUAUUUUUAACUGGCAGUAUGUGGCAGUGGGAGUAUCUGGAUGCUGCAUGGAAAACUUACUACAGGCUGCACGUAGUUACUUGUGUGAAAUGCACAUACUGUGAAUUUCAACUGUUGUGUAAAUACCUUAUCUGACAUAAUUCAUGAACAUUGAUAAAUAAAUCUUUGCCUUACCAAAA